Leopardus geoffroyi (Geoffroy's cat) is the source of this 2136-nucleotide messenger RNA. It is a transcript of the gene LAG3, whose product is annotated as lymphocyte activating 3. The record is from RefSeq and is a predicted model, not a curated record. NCBI's taxonomy places the organism in Eukaryota, Metazoa, Chordata, Mammalia, Carnivora, Felidae. Gene Ontology annotation, molecular function: transmembrane signaling receptor activity; MHC class II protein binding. The transcript has 8 exons. Bases 527 to 2074 code for a protein of 515 amino acids.
AAGGGUUGGCGGGGACACCCAGGACUGAGGAAAUAAACAAGGGGAGCGCCACCACAGAAGUGGAGGGUAAUGCUGCUGGGAAUCAACCCCCUCAGACUUUCCACUGCGAAGCGAAACUGUGAGCCCUGGGGUGUGUGUGGGGGGGCAACGGGGAGGGGAAGUGGGGAAGGUGGAGGGAAGGCAGAAGGACAGGGGCGAGGGCCCUAGGAGCAGCAGAACUGCCUCCCAGCUCAAGACAGCCACCUGGCCUCCACUCUGCUCUCUGCCACUGCCUUGCCCCAUUCACUGGGACACCCCCACCCCCUCCCCUAACUCCUGCUGACCAAUCUGGCCGGCUUGCCUCUGGAUUCCAGUCUCUGGUACAUUGGUUCUUGCCCCUACCUCCAGGCUUCUGUCCCUGUCCCUCUUCUAGAUUCCCUUCUUCCACCCGGUAUCUUUGCAGAACCCCUCUUUUGUCCAUCUGUCCCUCCCUUCUUUCUGACCUCUUCCCUUUGGGGGGCUCAGCGUGGCCCAGGCCUAAGGGGAGAUGUGGGAGGCUCAGUUCCUGGUUCUGCUGCUUCUGCAGCUGCAGCGGGUGGCUCCAGUGGAGGCUCCAGGGUCUGAGACAGAGGUCUCUGUGGUGUGGGCCCAGGAGGGGGCUCCUGCCCAGCUCCCCUGCAGCCCCACAAUCCCCCUCCAGGAUGUCAGCCUUCUGAGAACAGCAGGGGUCACUUGGCACCAUCUACCAGACAGUGGCCCGCCGGCUCCCGCGCCCAGCCUGCGCCCCGCGGCGCCCUCCGCCCAGGGCCCGGGGCCGCGCCGCUACGUGGUGCUGAUGCAGGCUCCCGGCGGCCUGCGCAGCGGGAGGCCGCCCCUGCAGCCCCGCGUGCAGCUGGAAGAGCGCGGCCUCCAGCGCGGGGACUUCUCGCUGUGGCUGCGCCCGGCCCGACGCGCCGACGCCGGCGAGUACCGCGCUGCGGUGCACCUCCGGGACCGCUCCCUCGCCUGCCGCCUCCGUCUGCGCGUGGGCCAGGCCUCCAGUAGCAGUGACUGCCAGCCCCCAGGGUCUCUCCGGAUCUCCGACUGGGUCAUCUUGAACUGCUCCUUCAGCCGCCCUGACCUGCCAGCCUCUGUGCACUGGUUCCGAGGCAGAGUCCCUGUCCAGGAGUCCCCCCAUCACCACUUAGCUGGAAGCCUCCUCUUCCUGCCCCAAGUGAGCCCCUUGGACUCUGGGCCGUGGGGCUGCCUCCUCACCUACAGAGAUGGCUUCAAUGUCUCCAUUACAUACAACCUCACUGUUCUGGGUCUGGAGCCCUCAGUGCCUCUGACUGUGUAUGCUGGAGCAGGUUCCAGGGUGGAGCUGCCCUGCCACCUGCCUCCCGGUUUGGGGACCCAGUCUUCUCUCACUGCCAAGUGGGCCCCUCCUGGUGGAGGCCCCGACCUCCUGGUGGCUGGAGACAAUGGCAACUUUACCCUUCCACUGGAGGCUGUGAGCCAGGCCCAGGCUGGGACCUACACCUGCCACGUCCAUCUGCAGGGGCAGCAGCUCAGUGUCACUGUCACCUUGGCAGUCAUCACAGUGACUCCCAAGUCCUCUGGGUUACCUGGCAACCCGAGAAAACUGCUUUGUGAGGUGACUCCAGCAUCCGGACAAGAGCGUUUUGUGUGGAGCCCCCUGGAUAAGCCGUCUUGGGGAAGUUCCCCAGGACCCUGGCUGGAGUUGCAGCAGGCCAGACUCGUUUCUCAGCCCUGGCAGUGCCACGUGUACCAGGGGGAGAGGCUUCUCGGGACAGCGGUAUCCUUCGCUGAGCCGUCUGGCCCAGGUGCCCAACACUCUGGGAGGGGCUCAGGUCCCCUGAAGACAGGCCAGCUCCCUCUGUUUCUCAUCCUUGGUAUCCUGUUUCUGCUCCUUUUGAUGACUGGAGCCUUUGGCUUUCACUUUUGGAGAAGACAGUGGCGUCCAAGAAGAUUCUCUGCCUUGGAGCAUGAGAUUCACCCACCUCAGACCCAGAGCAAGAUAGGGGAGCUGGAGCCAGAACCGGAACUGGAACCGGAGCCCGAGCCGGAGACCGAGCCGGAGCCCGAGCAGCUCUGACCUGGAGCUGAGGCAGCCAGAUCUCCACAACUCAGUCUAAAUAAACUCCCUGUCAGCAGCAA